Sorghum bicolor (sorghum) is the source of this 2961-nucleotide messenger RNA. Its product is annotated as wall-associated receptor kinase-like 1. Lineage: Eukaryota; Viridiplantae; Streptophyta; Magnoliopsida; Poales; Poaceae. Gene Ontology annotation, cellular component: plasma membrane. Gene Ontology annotation, molecular function: protein serine/threonine kinase activity; calcium ion binding; ATP binding. The record is from RefSeq and is a predicted model, not a curated record. Gene Ontology annotation, biological process: protein phosphorylation; cell surface receptor signaling pathway.
AUGAUCAGAAGGUUAGAGGCUAGAUCUCUACAGGGGCAUGGUGCCCAUACAACUUCUUCCAAUUACACCAGUCUUCCCUCAGCUGACACGCUUGCUGGCUGCCAAACAAGCUGCGGCAAUCUGAGCUUUCAGUACCCAUUUGGCAUAGGACCUGAUGAUCGUUGCUUCCGGGGUCCUGACUUCAGGCUCUUCUGCAACGGCACCACUCAGGCCCCAAAGCUCUUAUUACACGAUGGUACCACAGAGGUUUCUAGCAGUAUUGAUAAUUUCGUCUACAACAGCUUUGGAGCCUCUUUUUCUCCAGCAAUAAUCCCCAUCAGGCCUGGUGUUCAUGUCUACAACAUGUCGCUCGAGUCUCCAGGGAAUUCUUUUGCUAUUAUAGAGAUCCUGGAGAUUUUCAUCGUUGGCUGCGACUUGGACGUGCUCUUGAAAGAUCAGCAGACAGGUUCCUUCAAACUCAUCUGCACGGUUAACUGCCCAAAUAAAACGGUCGCAGAGAUGGUGUAUGCGCAGGAUCCCAAUGGGGCUGGUAAUUGCUUCAUGUUCGCUGACAUACCUGUUCAAGCCCUUGAAUUUCAGUUUGUGCUUCACAAAAGGGCUAGGAGGACUGAAAAAGUCUCUAGUUUGAGCAUCCUAUGGGAUAGAAUCAAUAUAACUGUUAAUACUCCCAUGGAGUGGAGCAUCACUGACAACACAAGAUGCCCCAGCAACCAUGAAGACAGGAGGAACUCAGCUUGUGUUAGUGAACACAGUGGUUGCAGGACGCAGAUGUUCUUGGAUCAUGGUUAUGCCUGCCAGUGCAACAAUGGAUACGAGGGAAAUCCUUAUAUCUAUGAUGGCUGCACGAAUGAUAAAGGGUAUAAUCCAAAACCAGUAAAGGAGAAUUGUUCUCACCAGUGUGGGAACAUUGUUGUCCCAUUUCCUUUUGGCCUAGAGGAAGGUUGCUCUGCAAGGAGACUUUUCCAACUUAAUUGCUCAGACCCAGCACAUUCUGUCCUUCAAUACAAUGACCAGCUUUAUGUGACAUACAUAGAUGUGAGCGAGGGCCUUGUCAGCAUGCAAUUCAACUUAAGUUGGCAAUAUUUGACUACGGAACUGGAUGUGCUGAUAUAUUCUAAUGAACCUGGCCUAUUUGUGGAUCCUUUGGAAUCAGCCUCCGUGAAAUGGGCGGUUGCUAAUCUAACCUGCCAACUGGCAAAACAGAAUGCGUCUGGAUAUGCUUGUGUGAGUAACCAUAGCACUUGCCUCAGUGUUAUAAGCUCCUCAGAAGGAUAUGUUGGCUACAGAUGCAAAUGCUCACCAGGUUUUGACGGAAAUCCGUACAUCCAAGAUGGAUGUUAUGAUAUUGACGAGUGUCAGCGGUCGCCAGGCAUCUGCAGAGGUGUAGUUUGUCAUAAUACCAUAGGAAACUUCACUUGCACUGAGUGUCCUCGCAACACGAUUUAUGAUAUAGGUGCAAAUCAGUGCACACCAGCAUCAAAGAAAAACUUCAUGUUAGGUAUCAUAAUUGGUCUGAGCUCUGGUCUUGGCAUUCUUCUUCUAGGCUUAAGUGCAGUAGUGCUCAUCAGAAGAUGGAAAAGAAAUUCCCAGAAGAAACUAAGAAGGAAGUAUUUCCGAAAGAACCAAGGCCUUCUCUUAGAGCAACUAAUAUCAUCAGACGAAAAUGCAAGUGAGAAGACAAAGAUUUUCUCCUUAGAAGAGCUUGAAAAGGCAACAGAUAACUUUGAUACCACCCGUAUUCUUGGUCAUGGAGGGCAUGGCACAGUAUACAAAGGCAUCUUAUCUGAUCAACAUGUGGUGGCUAUCAAGAAGUCCAAGCUUAUCAAGGAUGGUGAAAUCAAUGAUUUCAUCAACGAGGUUGCAAUCCUCUCUCAGAUAAAUCACAGAAACAUUGUGAAACUCUUUGGGUGUUGUCUUGAAAGUGAGGUCCCUUUACUAGUAUACGAUUUCAUUCCAAAUGGUUCUUUGUUUGAAACACUUCAUGCUGAUUCUUCAUGUAGUGGAUCCUCGUUACCGUGGAAUGAUUGUCUAAGGAUUGCCACAGAAGCUGCAGGAGCCCUGUACUAUCUCCACUCUGCUGCCUCGAUAUCAAUCUUCCACCGCGAUGUGAAGUCCUCUAACAUACUCCUAGAUGGAAACUAUACUGCUAAAGUUUCCGAUUUUGGCGCUUCAAGAUCUGCCCCAAUUGAUCAAACCCAUGUCAGUACCAAUGUGCAGGGCACCUUUGGUUACUUGGAUCCAGAAUAUUACCAAACUGGGAAGCUAAAUGAGAAGAGUGAUGUUUACAGCUUCGGUGUGGUACUUCUAGAGCUUCUCCUGAGAAAACAGACAGUUUUUACGAAUGAGUCAGGCAUGAAGCACAACUUGUGCAACUAUUUCCUUUCAGAGAUCAAGACGAAGUCAGUUACAGAGAUAACAGCUGCUGAAUUUCUUGAGGAAGCCACAGUGGAGCAGAUUGAAAAGGUUGCAUCCCUUGCAGAGAUGUGCUGGCUGAGAGAUGAUGAAAGGCCUGCAAUGAAGCAAGUAGAAAUGACACUACAGCUUUUACUAGCAGAAAGCAUGAACUCAUCUCAUGUUCACACAGGAAACGUGCAAAACAUUCAGCCUUUGCUGACAAGAAGAGUUGUAGCUUCUCGCAUGCAAUCCUCAAUUGAACCAAAGGACAGAGGUAAUGUAGCACCUCAGGGCAGCUACAACUUCUUUAGCUUGGAGCGAGAGUUUUUAUCGUCAGCUAGUCUACCACGUUAGAUGAAUUAUUGGUAUUUAUUACUGGCUACUGUUGAAAUGGUUGGUUUUGCUUAUCCCUAUCAAAUCUUAUGUGCACAGAUAUAUGACUACAGUAAGUGCUUCAAUCUAAGAAGCUGAGCUGAAUGUUGUCUGGAACCUGUAAACGCUGAGCAUCGCGAUAUGCUGUUGCGUCUUUGUCUGAAGAAACCUAAAACUAUUUCUUUUUUUGGGUCC